AUGUCUUCAUACGAGCAAUUCAUCUCGUUCGGGGUAGAUGCCUUCGGGAUUGAGCGCUUCUUGCGGGGUGUCCAGGCUACAUGCCAGAUAUUCGCCAACACCCCUGCCGCCGCCUCCCUAACCAACAUUCCUAUCAGCGAGUUUAUCGCUUUCGGCGCCACCCUGAACCUCGCCCGCCGCUUCAUCCGCACCUGGCGCUUCCUCGACUGCUUCUCUACGUCGCAGGCCCUGUACAACGGUUCCAGCGGGCCGACCCUCGAGCUCUGGCUUGACAUCACCCGCCUCAGCCUCUUCGGCAUCUACGGCUUGCUGGAGACCGCGACCUUGCCCGACCUGUCCGGCGUGACCGGUUUUGGCCCCCAGAUGACCAAGCAGAUCAACCUCGAAGCGCAAAAGUUCUGGUUCGCGGCCCUCGCCUGCGGGAUCGUCGCCGGCGCGUCGAGGCUCCUGAGCCUCUACGCGCACGCCCCUGUCCCUCAAGCCGACGAAGUGUACGACCUCGCUGAUGGUGCUGGCGACGGCAAGGAUGAGAAGAAGGCGGCUGAGGCUCGGUUGAAGAAGAAGCAGCAAGGGGAAGAGGAGAGGGCGCAAAGAGCCGCCGCAAAAGCUUCCGUGUUGCGGAAGACGGCCGUCGACGCUAUCGAUAUGGUGAUUCCCUCGUCGGUUUUGCGCUGGAUAGCUGUCGAUACGGCUACCGUGGGCUGGGCUAUGCUCCUAUCUACAUUUCUGUCGGGGUACGAUGUUUGGGCACGAUGCGGUGUCCAACUUCGACAGGCGAAGGCGGCCAAGGCUCCCAUGGCUAAAGUCUCCAAGUCUUGA
Messenger RNA from Parascedosporium putredinis, 819 nucleotides. NCBI's taxonomy places the organism in Eukaryota, Fungi, Ascomycota, Sordariomycetes, Microascales, Microascaceae. The record is from the annotation of a GenBank genome assembly.